AUGAUACUCUCUAUCAAUGUUACUGCAGAUCAUUUGGUUGCAGUGCAUUUAGUUGACUCCCAUCUUUGCAGUGACCCUGCAAAGUAUGUCAGUGCAUUGCUUCUCUCUUUAUCAACCAUGAUACAUAUGGAACUCCCACACAUAAAUGUCCUGUCUAAGAUUGAUUUGAUACAGAACUAUGGAGAGCUAGCUUUCAAUCUUGAUUUCUAUACUGAUGUUGAGGAUUUAUCUUAUCUUCAAAACAGUCUUGAUCAGGAUCCUCGCUCAGCUAAAUUCAGAAAGCUUACCAAGGAGCUCUGUGGAGUCAUAGAAGACUACAGUCUUGUCAGCUUUACAACCUUAGAUAAUAAGGACUUGAACCAAGAUGGCUAUGAGAGGCUUCAACUUUUAUGGGGGAGCUUCAACUUGGCAGGAAGAGUGUCAAUAUUUUGGAGAAUGAAAUAG
Argentina anserina (silverweed cinquefoil) is the source of this 444-nucleotide messenger RNA. RefSeq names its product GPN-loop GTPase QQT1-like. The transcript has 5 exons. The record is from RefSeq and is a predicted model, not a curated record. Gene Ontology annotation, cellular component: cytoplasm. Lineage: Eukaryota; Viridiplantae; Streptophyta; Magnoliopsida; Rosales; Rosaceae. Bases 1 to 444 code for a protein of 147 amino acids. Gene Ontology annotation, molecular function: GTPase activity.